This is a messenger RNA of Copidosoma floridanum, 549 nucleotides long. Its product is annotated as ras-like protein 1. The record is from RefSeq and is a predicted model, not a curated record. Gene Ontology annotation, molecular function: GTP binding; GTPase activity. Gene Ontology annotation, cellular component: membrane. Gene Ontology annotation, biological process: signal transduction. Lineage: Eukaryota; Metazoa; Arthropoda; Insecta; Hymenoptera; Encyrtidae.
AUGAAUACUUUUAGAAUUGUCUUGCUUGGAAAUGAAAGUGUUGGAAAAUCAGCACUUACUAUUCGAUUGCUUAAGAAUUAUUUUGAAGAAAAGUAUGAACCAACAAUUGAAGAUAUUUACCAGAAAAAGGUAAUAAUAGAUAAUCGAUCAUACUGUUUAGAUAUCCUGGACACAGCUGGUAAAGAAGAGUAUACGGCUAUGACGAAUCUUUAUAUACGAGCAGGAGAAGGAUUUAUCCUGGUAUUUGAUGUUGAUUCAACAAAAAGUUUUGAAGAUAUCCGUAAACAUCGUGAAAAAAUGAAGAAAUUAUUAGGAGAAAAUCAAAUGCCUAUGGUAUUAGUUGGGAACAAGUGCGAUCUUCCAAAACCUUGGGCUGUCAAUGUGACCCAAGCUAUAGAAGAAGCAAAAGAGUAUGGUAUACCUUUCAUUCAGACAUCAGCCAAAACUGGAAUGGGAGUCGAUGACGUAUUUAAAACUAUGGUUCGAGAAAUCCGGAAGGAUAGGGAAAUUCAACACGAGGCAGUGCUGCAUUCCCUACGUAAGCGAUAA